This is a messenger RNA of Dipodomys spectabilis (banner-tailed kangaroo rat), 1110 nucleotides long. It is a transcript of the gene Slc30a8, whose product is annotated as solute carrier family 30 member 8. Lineage: Eukaryota; Metazoa; Chordata; Mammalia; Rodentia; Heteromyidae. Gene Ontology annotation, molecular function: zinc ion transmembrane transporter activity. Gene Ontology annotation, biological process: response to glucose; insulin secretion; zinc ion transmembrane transport. The transcript has 8 exons. The record is from RefSeq and is a predicted model, not a curated record. The coding region runs from base 1 to 1110 and encodes 369 amino acids. Gene Ontology annotation, cellular component: plasma membrane.
AUGGAAUUUCCUGAACGAACUCACCUUGUGAAUGACAAAGCAGCCAAGAUGUAUACCUUCACACUAGAGAGUGUGGAACUUCAACACAAACAUGUGAAUCAAGAUCAGUUUCCUGGAGAAAGGCCAGAAGAGCUGGAACUAGAAGGCAUCUAUCAUUGCCACAGCCACUCAAAGGCCGCGGAAAACAGAGCACAGGAGCAAGUGCAUGCCAAAUGGAAACUUUGUGCUGCUUCAGCGAUGUGUUUUGUUUUCAUGAUUGCAGAAGUUGUGGGUGGACAUAUUGCUGGGAGCCUGGCUGUCAUCACCGAUGCUGCCCAUCUCUUAAUUGACCUGACCAGUUUCUUGCUCAGUCUCUUUUCCUUGUGGUUGUCAUCCAAGCCCCCUUCCAAGCGACUGACAUUUGGGUGGCACCGAGCAGAGAUCCUUGGUGCCCUGCUGUCAGUCCUUUGCAUCUGGCUGGUGACUGCUGUGCUGAUGUACAUGGCAUGUGAACGCCUGAUAUACCCUGAUUACAAGAUCCAGGCAACCAUUAUGGUCAUUGUUUCAAGUUGUGCGGUGCUGGCCAAUAUUGUACUCACUGUGGUUUUGCACCAGAGAGGUCUAGGCUCUCGUCACGGGGAGGGACAAGAAAACGCCAGUGUGAAGGCAGCUUUUGUGCAUGCCUUAGGAGAUGUAUUUCAGAGCAUCAAUGUGCUUAUCAGUGCCCUUAUUAUCUACUUUAAGCCAGACUACAAAAUUGCUGACCCAAUCUGCACAUUUAUCUUUUCCAUCAUGGUUUUGGCCAGUACCAUUAGGAUCUUAAAAGACCUCUGCAUCUUGCUUAUGGAAGGUGUACCAAAGAGCAUGAGUUACAAUGGCGUGAAAGAGCUUCUCUUAGCAGUGGAUGGUGUGGUGUCAGUGCAUAGCCUGCAUAUCUGGUCUUUAACAACAAACCAAGUGAUUCUCUCAGCUCAUGUUGCUGCAGAAGCCAGCCAGGACAGCCAGACAGUGCAGAAGAGGAUUGCUCAAGCCCUCCGAAGUAGCUGUACCAUGCACACACUCACCAUUCAGGUGGAAUCUCCAGCUGACCAGGACCCCAAUUGCCUUUUCUGUGAAGACCCUCAGGACUAG